AUGACUGUUGAAAAUGUCUACUAUGACUGCUACGCUGAUCACCGUGAGACGAUUUUGUUUGAUGAGAUCGUACUAUAUUCUAGAUGGUUGGCUGCCAGUUCGACCAUCAUUGUUCGUUAUCUUCCAGAGCGCGUCGUGCGUCAGUUCGACUACCAGCACACGAUACCUCGCCAACCUUCUGACUCUGCUCUUAUCGCCAUGACCCGUCGGCGGCUAGAUGAGGUCUUUGCAAACUGGGAUCACCAUAUGGUUCCUGCUGAGGCUCGGGCGACCACAUCAGAGAGGGACUGGAGCUGCGUCGAUGGGUACAUCACCUCAUACUAUAGAGUGUCACACCUAUACAUGCUUCCCACCGCACCUAGAUCACCGCCCAGACCAGCCCACAAGGAAAUUUUGUAG
Molecule: messenger RNA, 399 nt
Organism: Vicia villosa (hairy vetch)
Lineage: Eukaryota; Viridiplantae; Streptophyta; Magnoliopsida; Fabales; Fabaceae
Exons: 1
Coding region: 1-399 (132 amino acids)
Source: RefSeq, a predicted model, not a curated record